CCCGUCCGCUCGGUGAAGAUGUCUGCGACGGGUUCAGGCGGCUGCGGACCCGGACCCGGACCCACCUCGGGCGCCGGCUCCGGGGCUUCAAACCCCCGAAAAUUCAGCGAGAAGAUAGCGCUGCACACCCAGCGGCAGGCCGAGGAGACAGCCGCCUUUCAGGAGGUCAUGAUGGACAUCACCUCGACUCGGCUGCAGGCCCAGAAGCUCCGUCUGGCCCGGAGUCAGGGUCCAUACUACGGCGGCUCGCUACCCAACGUCAACCAGAUCGGCAGGAACCCUCAGGACUUCCAGGGCUCCUUUCCCUCCACUCUGGAGUCCAACCGAUCGACUCGGCAUCACGGUCUGGUGGAGCGAGUCCAGAGGGACCGCCGCUUCAUCUCGCCAGUCCGACCAUACCGCAACCGCCAAGUGGACAACUCUCUGUACAACUCGGCCUACCUGUCGCCACCGCCCGACCCCAGCUGGAGAAGGAAUUGGUCUGGAAACUUCCCCGGGGACAAAAGCCAGUUGUUUCGUCUCCCCACCACUGCACUUAACAGGACCAACUCCGACUCAGCCCUCCACACCAGCGUGAUGAACCCUCCCGCAGGAGACCCCUUCACCACGGGAGGACCCACCCUCACCCCCCAGAGCUCUAGACACACCGGUCAGAGCGACGGAGAGGCCAGAAGAAUGUUUCCGUACCCGGUUCCCCCCAUCGAGGAGAACGUUUUGGAUGAGGGAAAGCUGCUCAAACCCUGGGACACCAAGAAGCUGCCUUUGCUGUCGUCCCGGCCGAAGUCCUGUGAAGUUCCCGGCAUCAACAUCUUUACGUCCCCGGAGCAGCCGUCCACGCCAGCCCACGGCGUCCCCUCGGCCCUCAACACCGGCGGCUCGUUGCCCGACCUGUCUAGCCUCCACUUCCCGUCCCCGCUGCCCACACCGCUGGACCAGGACGAGCCCGGAUACCCAGGGUCCUCCUCUCUGAGUGGGGGCAGCAGCACGGGGAACCUGGCUUCCACCCUCACCCAGCUGGGCAUCAACGCCGCCAACACACCGGGAGGCAACGGCAGCUUCCACCACCCCUCACCAGGUCUUCUGGCGUCUCUACAGAGCACGCUCAGUAACCCCUCUCUACAGUCAUCACUAAGCAACCCCAACAUCCAGUCGUCGCUGAGCAGCCACUCCUUCUCCAACUCCCUGAGCUCCACCUCCCUGCACUCGUCGCUCAGCAACCCGUCACUGCAGUCGUCUCUCAGCUCCUCCCCCUCGCUGCCGUCGUCCCUCAGCAGCCAAUCACUGCACUCGUCCCUCAGUAACUCCUCCCUCCAGUCAGUGUCCAGCAGCAACCCGAGCUACAGCAGCGGCGUGGGCGGCUCUGGCUCCUGCUCCUCGUCCUACUCGCCGCUGCUCGGUGGGCAGGGCCAGCCGUCGCUCAGCACGUCGCCACGUAGACGAGCCCAGUUGUCACCGCUCAUCCUGCCCAUGGGAGGGGAGUCACGGAGGCAUCACUCCAAGCAGUUCUCCCCCACCAUCUCCCCCACACUGUCCUCCAUCACGCAAGGCGUCCCUCUGGACACCAGCAAACUGCCUCUGGACCAGAGGCUGCCUCCGUACCCGCUCAGCCAGUCCCACCAGCACCAGCCAGGUUCUCACCAGCCUCCCCUUCCUCUGGGCCACCACCAGCAGCUGCACCGCCUACAGCAGCCGCGACCCAACUCGCAGGUGCUGCAGCAGCUCCACAUGCAGAACCUGCGUAACCAGCAGAUGCAGCAGCAGCAGCAGCAGCACUUUGGAACGCAGCAGAGGCCGAUGGGACUGCAGGGAAACACCGCGAGCAUCAAGAGCGAGAGCACGUUAGACCAGUGCAUCCAGACGUCCUCGCUGUGCCAAGUCAAACAGGAGACAGAGCAGCAGGCGGAGCAUCAGCAGCGGGCUGGAGGCCUCCCACAGCACCAGCAGAUCAGCCACAACCUGUCCACAGACCUGUACAAUGAUGCCUUGUUCAACUCUCUGCUGGAUGAUCCGUACCUGAAUCUGCAGCUCACAGGGAAAUCCAACCAGCAGUUCACAGCAGAGAAUCAGGGCGACAGUCUUUCCCUGAACCACGGCGGUCUGGGCUGCAGCAACAUCAUCAAGAGCCAGUUUCCCUCCAACAGCCAGGGCCCGCUGGAGCUGCAGGAUCCAGGAGACCAGCAGCUGCUCAACAACCAGAACCAGAACUACAGCAGCGGUGGCGACGGACGACACAACGUCCCGAACAUCAUCCUCACAGGCGACUCCCCCACCGGUCUGUCCAAAGAGAUCGCCAGCGCUCUGUCCCACGUCCCCGGCUUUGAGAUGGACCCGUUCUCCCUGGAUGAGCAGCUCCGGAUGGACCCGCUGUCCCUGGACAUGCUGGACGGGGAUCUGAUGCUGGCCGACCCAGCCGUGGAGGACUCGUUCCGGUCCGACCGGCUCAAGUGACCCCCAGCCGAGCGGCAGGAGCACGGUGGGACCCGGCGAAGACACGGCCGCCCACUCGGAGGUGGAGGGGAUGCCACCACUCCGCCUCGGAGCCGGCCAGCGUGCAGAGCGACGUUUGAAGUCGCUCAAGUGUUGUAGAGGAGGACCGGAGGUUUCUGAAGUGAAGGAGGGGCAGCUUCUCCAUGGAAGGCACUUAACUGAAAACGCUCUCGCAACGCUUGAAGAACAGACGCUUCUCUUUUAGGCAUUAGCUUGUCUGAGUCUUAUCUGCACGUCGAUGGAAAAUGCACUCGCAGGAUUAAAACGUGACGUCGGCUUUGUGUCGUCUGUACAACCAGCAGCGCUUCUGAAGCUUUUAUGCAUCGCGACGUUGUGUGGAGCCUCCCUGCACGCGUGAUUGGUCGGAACCGUCUUACCCCAAGCUGCCGUUCGGCCAAUCGUAGGCUUCGCCUGCGUCAUCCGCCACUUUAACAGGAGCUCAGCCAUCUUUAUAUACGUUUGGAAAAUGUGUCCCUGCAGAUCGACAUUCUGGUCUGUUGUUUUAUGCAGAAACCAGCUGGUUGGACACGAAGCUGCCUCUGAUCAGACUCCAGAGUCCAGUUGACCGGUGGAGCAGAUCACUGGGAUCAUUCAGGCAGUCGCACAAGCAGCGAGUCAAGAAAAAGUAACACAACCAUUAUUCUAGAUGGUUUCGAAUUUUUUUAUUAUUUUAAAAAAUAUUUUAAUUCCAGUUUUGCAUGAUAUUAACGUUGUUUCACACAUUAUUGAGCCCUUAGAAUUCAAUUCUGGCAACAGAAAGCAUCUAAAUACAGUAUCCCAUUCUAUCCUAUUUUUUUAGAAUCGUAACGCAAAUGUCUCUAAUUUACACAAAGUUUAACAGGAGUUAUUUCAAACUUACUGAUGGUGUCGGGACAUUAGAACCCUUUGAAUUAAGCAGGUACUUUGAAUCAGCAGAAUUUAGAUUCACAAGAAUUUAGUUUAUUCUAAUUUCAGCUUGUGUCAAUUCCAGAUAUUUUGACACCAGAACCAAACAAAUCACUCUGCAAAAUCACGCUGUGUGACCAUAUGUGGGAUUAAGUGUCAGAAAUGGCGCCUUGUAGUGGAAAGAAAGAACAGUUUUGCUGCUUGUAUGAUGAAAAUCCCUCUGAUGUUUCCAGUUUUCUGCUCCACUGACAGCAGCUUUAAACCCUGAAAAGAUGCUGCGAUCUAAAGUGUGAAUGUGCCAUCAGAGACUGAAAGCCUUUCAGUUCCUCAGCACGUAAAAGGUUCCAGAAAUCACAGUGAUUCUAAGUCAUGUUUGUUCAUUUUCCAGCGUGAAAACACUGUCAGAUGUUCCCUUUUUUACAUCCCGUCAUCAGGCAGAUCUGAAAGAGACGAAUCCACAGAAUCCAAACCCAGAAAACAGCUCAGAGCAGCGAACAGCAUGAAUCUGAUCGAUGCAGUCCUGUGCAAAAGUUUUAGCAAAGCGAAAACCUGAGUCAGAUCCAUAUUUCACUUCUUCUCUGGAUCUCCUGGUUCUUCUGGUUCUGUCUGACUCCAUCUGGAUGUUUGAAACUCCUAAUGCUGAGAAUCUAAACAUUGAAAGAGCUUCAGACUUUUGCACAGCUCUGUAUGUUCAGAUCACAGUUCAGCCUCUCCAGUCUGACACAAGAGAAAUAAUGCAUUUUGUUCUUCUUAUUCUCCAGUUUCUAUAAGAGCCACCUCUGUAGUGAACCAAAGAAGAUUUUUGUGGACUCAAAGUUCACUCUCGACUUUUUUUUCCCAAGCAAAACACAGCAGUUUCUUCAACAUUAGCUUCUUUGAAGCCAAGAAUAACGUUCAGCACAUGUUUAGACAUCAGAUUCGUCUCAAAGAUGCACAUCUGGAUUUAAUUAAUCGCUCAUCAAUUCUCAAAAUGAUGAUAAACUUUAAUCAUGCAGCACAUUUUUGGAAACCUCAAUAGUGUUUUACAAUAAAAACACAUAAUUCAUUUAAAGUUUAUUUAAAUCUGGAUGAAUCAGAAUAAGGAGAAAAUGAACAACCGAACAGACUUUUUUUUUUUUUUUUGAAGUGACAUUAGAGAGAAGAAAAGUAGUUUGUAAAUCUGGUUUUAAACUGAGCUGCAGGUACUGUUUGCUCAGGUUUAAUGUUCCAGGUGUGUGCAGCACAAAAGCAGUCGAGUAGUAAGAAUAAAUAUAAACAGGAAAGAGUUGUUUAAAUUCAUUAAAAUGAACCUCGUAAUGAAGCAAAGAAAAUCCUGGUGAACUCACAGUCUACUCUCCACUUUAUCUUCGUCUCUUUGAACAAAACGCAGCUUUUUUCCAUCAGGAAGUUUGGAGAAAAUGUUCAGUAAAUCAGUCAAUCUGCAGCGUAAAGUUGGAGGUUUUUCCUCCCAGACAUUAAUGGUUUCAUCAAAUGGUGAAAGACGCCUGUUGAAAAAGGUGAAGCCUCAAGUCAAGUUUGACCAAAGAAAAGCCGAAAAUGCACACAUUUUUGUGGAAAAAAAGAUUAUUCAGUGAUCUCAGCUGCUUCUUCUGAACCACAAACCCCAACGCAAACACAGAGUUCAAACUAAUCUGUUAUUUUCUUCAUUAAUUCAUUCUAAAAGAAAACUUCAAACAUCUCUGUGUUUUCUGAAUAACGUCUCCCCGGUGUAAUCGUUUGUGCACGAAAUGAUAAUGUUCACUUAAACAGAGAUCAGUAUUUUCAAGAGUGAAAACGAACCAAAACUUUAUCUGCAACUGGUCUUAUUCUCAGUUUAUCGACUUUUAGUUCAGUAUCACAUCGCUGUCAGGUGAAAAACUGGGAAACUAGCAGCUGCAGAGACAAAGUUUGGUUCGUUUGGUCUUGGCUUCUUGUCUUCUGUUUAUUUCAGCCUACAGCGCCACCGUCUGACCACUAUACACAGCCCAGUUUAACUUAAUGACGUUUUAGUUUUUGUAGCUUUUUCAAAAGUGUGCUUCAGAUUAAUGUGGAAACGCAGAGACUCGUUGUUGGCAGUGAAACGUGGAAAUCAGUGUGACGUUUGUGUAGAAAGUGACAGAAAGUGAUAAAAAGUGAAAGCGUGGAGGAUUUGAGUUUUAAAGCAGAACAGCUGCUGGUGGUUUGUUCAUGCAGUCGACGGAGAAACAGAAAGAAGGUUUGGAUGUCGGUGGUGCAGAGUUAAAACGGACUGAGGAGGGUUGAGCUGUUUCUGCUGCCUCCUGUAGGUCACUUUAGGCUGUUACAGACUCAUGAACAAGUCAGUUUCUGUUCAGAGUUCACUUAUUUAUAAUCUGGGACCAAAACCUAAGCUCUAUAAAAUAUUUUUGGCUGGAUUUUGAGAAUUCAGUAUUUUCAGACCUCUGAAUGAAUAUUUUCAUAGUCAAAAAAACUUUCAAACAAGGGUGCUUUUGUGACCCAAGAAAGUUACUGUAAGUGUAUAUUUAUUGGUGUAUUCAUAUUUCUUGCUAAAAAUACUGUCUUUGGUCAACGUUUCACCAACGUUUGAGGCCUCUAACACCAGGAAAUUUGAUUUAUGUCAAGUAUGACAAGACAAGGUUCCAAAUAUAUGUUGUUUUGACAAAGUGGUGAUGUGGACUCAUUGGCAAGAUCAUAUAAUGGGUGUGCAUUGAGGUCCAUAUAUUGUCAUUAUAUGUCCACAGAAACAAGCUUCUUCCAUGUUGAAAUUUGACAACAUACGAGGGUGAAAACACAAAAAUUCACAGGUUUGAAAUCUCUCAAAUAUUUUACAGAAUUAGUUUUGGGUCCUAAAAAAAAACAGAAGGAAAUUCAGAACUAAAUUUGAGACAAUUUGUCUGACCGACCCGUUUAGAGAUUAAAAAUUAAUCACUUUGACUUUUUCAAGCUCUUCUAUGCAAAGUUUAUGGCCUUUAAACAAGACAAAAGUCAACGUGAGAUGUGAAGCAGAUGUUACUGCGAACCAGCGCUCUGUUACAAGUGAAACUCAGUCAGUGUUACAGUAUUAAAUUAUAUUUCAAAUAACUAAAAGAAGUGUAUUUAUUUAGUAGAAUGGCCCUUUAAAUUCAUGUCAUAACGGUAAAUUAUUGAUGUAAAGAUGUUUUUGACUGAGUCUCCACAGUGAAGGUGUAGAAGUGCACACAGACACUAAUGGAGCUGAAAUAAAGCAGGAUGAGCCUUUAAAUUGAACCUCAGUGCUGCAGUUUGUGAGAAAACUUUAUUCCUGCAGCUGCUUUUACACAGAAAACAAACAUGAAACAUGGACGGUUGACCAGCGGAGAUGAAGCACGUUUUAGGACUUACUAUAAAGUUUUUGAUUUUUUGUUGGAAAGAACUGAAGCAUUUAGACUUGUUUGUCUUCUCAGGUUUUUCAGACAGAGAAGCUGAGCUGCGAUUAGUUAUUUCCUUUAAUAGUUGCUGGAUUGUUCAGAGCGUGAAAUGUGACAAACCAGUGAAACAAGGAUCAGAAGUCGCAGGUGAUUGAUCAGUGAUCAGGACUGAUCAGCUGUCAGGUUCCUCAGGUGGUUGAUUGGCUCAACCAGGUCGGCUGAAUCAGUUUGUUUUGUGUUUGGUUGUUAAAGUAAAGUUGUCUUUAGAUGAACUCGUUACUGAUGUAAACUGUUUGUUUUGGGAGCUGUUGAUAUUUUUUUUUAACCUAAAAUCUUUUUUUUUUUUUUUCCGUCACAUCUGAAGAAAAUUAACUUUAGAAUUUGGCUUUUGUCUUUUUUGUAGAUUUUCUCCAAAACACUUGGAGUUUGUUCCUUUUUUACUUCUUUUUGUUCAAUUUAUUCCCUUCUUUUGACUGUUCUUCCCAUUGUUAAUUAGACUUCAGUUUGAACGUUCACAUUUAACGGCUAAUCCUUCGCGAAAACGGUGACUGUCUCCUGGAUUCACAGCCUCCAGCUUUACCAGACAUCCUGAAAUGAGCCGAAGCUGCUGCAAAAUUUAGAAUUUUCUUUGUUCUGCAGCUUCAUAACAUCUCACUGAACUGGUAGAAUAAAAGUGUUGCACUGAACCAGAUGUGUAGAGAAAAAAAUCCAGUUUAAAUCCUUUAAAUCCAAAAAUCACAGUUUUUAAACAUGUUACUGCCAUCAGUGUCUGAAAGAAAACUACUGUGAGAUUUAUCUUGUUUCUUUUUGGCAGCUUCUGUUUAUGUUCCAUUAGUUUCCUUCUUUCCUCUGUUCUUGGACUGUAAGUACCACUAUUAUUUUUUCUGCAUGUUGGUGUCUUUGAUCUUCACAUUUACCAUCUGAUUCUUCAUAAUGCGCUUUUUUUAAAAAGGUGAUGAUGCCACUAAAUCAUCUCUAUGAAAGUUUUCUAAAAGAGUCUGUGUGGAUUCACAGUUCCUGUUUUUACAGACAUCCUUAGAUGAGUAGAAGCUGCAGAGCUAAAGCACUUUUCUUUCUUUGCCACAGAGCUGGUAGAAUCAAACUGUUAAAUCCAACCAGACGUGGAGAGAAAAAUCUGAUCCAGUUUAUUCAAAUAAAACAACCAAAGUGCUGCACAUAUUAGAAGAGAAAUAUAUGCAAAAAUUAAUUUCCAAGACAAACUCAAAAUAGUAAAACAGCAGGACAAAAACCAGAUUUCUAAAAUGAACUAAAUAUAAAAUAGUAAAUGUUCAGACCAGUAAGAGCAGCAGAAAAGUGUUUGUUCAAAGUGUCAGUGGAGGAACGUUUGAAGGCUAAAGCUUUGCGGGAGAAAUCUUCGAUAUCGGCUGCAGAGUGAGUUUGAGAGAAAACUUGUUUAAUUUCAGUUUCAUUGAAGUGUUAAUUUUAAUUUUAAGAAGCAGCUUCAGUUUGUUUUCACAUCUGCAGAAGUAGAUCAAAAACAGCGAAACAGGAAGCUUCAUUUUCUGUUCAAGAAAAUCCCAAAAUGCACCGACUGUGUUUUCUCCACUGCGUGUGUUACAAUGUGUGUCUGCGUGUGUUACUGUGUGUGUGUGUGUGUGUGUGUGUGUGUGUGUUUUUGAAGCAUCUUGUUGUUGUUAUGCAAUAAACUAGUUGUGAGUUAACCUGCAGUUUCAGACUCUGCCAGUAGGGGGAGCUGUUGACCAGCGAGGCAGUGAAUGUGUGUGUGGGUGGGUGCGCGUGCGUGUGUGUGAGCGCAGAUUAGGGAUCAGUUAAAGGCCAUAUUUCGUAUGUUUUUUUCAUAUUUUUUAUUGAUGUCAGAUAUUAAUUUCUCUCAUAUUCUUAAUGUUUAUAGUUUGUCUAUUUUCGGCUCCGAGCUCUUCUGCGUCUGUUGCUUCGUAUUUUAAUAAUAAAUUUGUUUCUAUUCAGAUUUUUAUUUGAACCUUGUAAUAACCAGGGAACGUUACGUGUGUGUUGUACAUAUUAAUAUGUUUUAAAAAACCAGAGGUGCUUCUGAAGCUAACAGGAGAGAUUUUUAAAGAGACUGUACCUUCACAUUAUUUUCCAGAAAAUAAACAAAUAAAACCUGGAA
This is a messenger RNA of Stegastes partitus (bicolor damselfish), 8826 nucleotides long. RefSeq names its product CREB-regulated transcription coactivator 2. Gene Ontology annotation, cellular component: nucleus; cytoplasm. The record is from RefSeq and is a predicted model, not a curated record. Bases 19 to 2448 code for a protein of 809 amino acids. Gene Ontology annotation, molecular function: cAMP response element binding protein binding. Gene Ontology annotation, biological process: protein homotetramerization; positive regulation of transcription by RNA polymerase II. The transcript is spliced from 18 exons. NCBI's taxonomy places the organism in Eukaryota, Metazoa, Chordata, Actinopteri, Pomacentridae.